Molecule: messenger RNA, 1614 nt
Organism: Aspergillus ochraceoroseus IBT 24754
Lineage: Eukaryota; Fungi; Ascomycota; Eurotiomycetes; Eurotiales; Aspergillaceae
Product: flavin-containing monooxygenase
Exons: 2
Coding region: 1-1614 (537 amino acids)
Molecular function (GO): oxidoreductase activity
Source: RefSeq, a predicted model, not a curated record
AUGUCCAAGGAUCAGCAGAACCCAACAGCCCUCGAUGUCCUCAUCGUGGGUGCCGGCUUCAACGGGCUGUACCAGCUCUGGAACCUGCGCAAGCACGGCUACCGCGUUCUCGUUAUUGAAAGGGGCAGCGAUAUGGGCGGCGUCUGGCACUGGAACAACUACCCCGGUGCGCGCGUCGAUAGCGAGAUCCCUGAGUACGAACUGUCCAUCCCCGAGCUCCAGGAGGACUGGACAUGGUCCGAGCGAUUCCCCGCCGGCCCUGAGAUCCAGCGGUACUUUGCGCAUAUGGAUCAGAAGCUGAAACUCCGGCCGGACUGCCUGUUCAACACCCGGGUCACUGCCGCCCAGUUUGCUCCUGCCCGCCACCAGUGGCUCGUGGAGACUGACACCGGCCGCCAGUUUCAGGCGCGCUUUCUCCUGCUGGCCACGGGCUUCGCUGAAAAGCGCAACCAGCCGGACUGGCCGGGGCUUGACGAGUUCCGCGGCCGCAUCGUGCAUUCCUCCUUUUGGCCGCGCGAGGGGAUCAAUCUCGAGGACAAGCGCGUCGCAGUGGUGGGCACAGGGCCUUCCGGUGUCCAGGUGGCGGAAGCAGCGUCCAAGGUUGCUCGCCAGUUAAUCGUGUUCCAGCGCCGUCCAAACUUUGCGCUCCCCAUGACGCAGGUGCGCUACGAUACCGCGAAUCCGUAUCCGCGGGACCAGUUUCAGCGUAUCUUCGACGAGCGCGGCGAUCAUUUCUGCGGCCUGUCGUGGGACUUCAUCCAGAAGAACGCAACCGAGGACAGCCCCGCGCAGCGGCAGGCAACUUACAACCGCCUUUGGGAUGAGGGCAGCCUGCGGUUCUGGCUUGGAGCCUACCAGGACAUCUUUUUCUCCGAGCAAACCAACCGGGAGGCCUAUGACUUCUGGCGGGCAAAGACGCUGCCCCGUAUCAAGAAUCCGGAGCAGCGAGAAAUCCUCGCGCCGGCUGUGCCGCCUUAUCCGUUUGGCACCAAACGCAUUGCGCUCGAGCAGGCGUACUUUGAGAUGUUCAGCCAGGACCAUGUCGACCUGGUCGACCUGCAGACGACCCCCGUCACGCAUGCUACCGAAACAACCAUUUGCACCACCUCGCAGGCCUUCGAGGUCGACAUCCUGGUGCUGGCUACCGGCUUUGAUCUCAUCACCGGUGGCCUGAACCAGAUCGCGAUCAAGAAUGGCCAGGGCAAGCUGUUGUCUGACUACUGGGCCACAGGCAUCUCGACCUAUCUGGGCAUGACGGUGGCCGGCUUUCCCAACCUCUUCAUCCAGUACGGUCCACAGGCCCCGACAACGUUUUGCAAUGGCCCCGCGUGUGCUGAGGUCCAGGGCAACUGGGUGCGGGACUGUCUCAACUAUCUCCGUGAUCACGGUCUCUCCACCAUCGAAGCCAGCGCUCAGGCUGAGCAAGAAUGGGUGGAGCUGGUGCACCAGUUAGGUGCUGCAAGCUUGUUGCCCAAAUCAAAAACUUCCUACAUGGGUGACAAUGUUCCCGGAAAACGUCGGGAGAUCUUGAGUUACCUCGGAGGUCUCCCCAAAUAUCGCCAGAUCUGCCAGGAGUGUGCCGAACAAGGAUACCGCGGAUUUCUCCUGGCAUAA